This is a messenger RNA of Mucor mucedo, 990 nucleotides long. RefSeq lists its product as uncharacterized. The transcript is spliced from 2 exons. Bases 1 to 990 code for a protein of 329 amino acids. The record is from RefSeq and is a predicted model, not a curated record. Lineage: Eukaryota; Fungi; Mucoromycota; Mucoromycetes; Mucorales; Mucoraceae.
AUGUCUUUUAACGUAUUCUCUAUUCACAAUGAUGAUACUUUCUGCACAAGUUGUAACAUAGAUCUCAAAACCAAUACUAACUUUAACCGUCAUCAAAGAAUCAUCCAUGGGCGUGCAAGUAACGCACAUGUUGAUACUCCUACAAACGAUAACCAUGAUCCAGUAGAUGAAACCACUGAAACCGCCGAUGCCAAUGAUUAUUUUGAUAGCUCGGAAGAGGAUGACGGUGCUAACCUUGCCUAUCCGUUUGAAUCUGAUGAUGAGUCUCUUUCUGAGUCAAGCAAUGAUGAAGUUGAAGGACCUAAUACCUAUCAAAGUACAUCUGUCUUUAGCUCUAGUCCUUUCUAUCCUUUUAAAAAUGAAAUGGAAAUGAAGAUCUUGAUGUUCUUUAAGGGUUCACAAGACAAAACAUCCAUCCGAUUAAUAAAGAAGACCAUGCAUUUGCUGCGCGAAUUGAUUACGAUAUCCCAUCAAGAAAGGGAUUUGAUUCAGCAAAGACCAGAAGGAUUUAAUCCUCUGCGCAACAUACCAAAGGAUGACCGUAUUUGCAAAAGCCAUGACACCAGAAGAAAAUUCCCUCGUCUUGAAGUUGAUAAGGCUACUAUUCCAAAGGGAGAUGACCGGUCUGUGGAAUUAUUUUUCAUAAAGCCAUCAAAUCAUUUGGGUUUGGUUAUGGCUAAUCAGCAAAAAACUAAACUUUUUAAAUCGUUACCAGAUUUCACUCCAAACCAGCGUUAUCAUUUGAAUCAAGGACGGAAAUGGAAAGAUAAUAAACAUUUCCAGUCGCCAAUCGUAGCUAAAGAAUUCACAAAUGCUGAUACGGAUUUUUGGAUUGGUGAUGUAGUCAGUACCCGCCCAAAUCAACGACAACGCCAACAACAGCUAUAUAUUAUCGCUAAAUUUCUGACAGUGAACGAUGGCCUCUUUGUCAAUGUUUUUCCCAUCGAUUUUACAGAUAAUUUCCAGUCAGCAGCUAUUGAUUCAACUUGA